Molecule: messenger RNA, 4813 nt
Organism: Rhincodon typus (whale shark)
Lineage: Eukaryota; Metazoa; Chordata; Chondrichthyes; Orectolobiformes; Rhincodontidae
Gene: rnaseh2a
Product: ribonuclease H2, subunit A
Exons: 8
Coding region: 135-1034 (299 amino acids)
Biological process (GO): mismatch repair; DNA replication, removal of RNA primer
Cellular component (GO): ribonuclease H2 complex
Molecular function (GO): RNA-DNA hybrid ribonuclease activity; RNA binding
Source: RefSeq, a predicted model, not a curated record
GGGCAGGUUGCCGCUGAGCGCGGGAGAGAUUAGUUUGGCGGUUGCUGUCGAGAUAUUUAAAAGCUCAGCCAUUGUUCUAUUUAAGAUUGGCGGUUGUUAUUAUAAUUGUUUUUGUACGCUUUUAUAAUUUUGCAAUGGACCUGAGUGAGUUUCAGGAGGACAGCAGUAAAAGUUACCGGCUGGUAUCAAAGGUGCCCGCCGCCUGUCGGACUGAAGAUUGCUGCCUGGGCAUCGAUGAAGCGGGAAGGGGACCGGUGCUGGGGCCAAUGGUGUAUGGAAUCUGUUAUUGCCUGCUUUCUAAACAACAGCAACUUGAGGAGCUCAAGGUUGCAGACUCCAAGACACUGACAGAGAAAGAGAGAGAGAAACUGUUUACUAAACUAGAUGAAGCAAAUGAUUGUAUUGGCUGGGCCUUGGAGAUUCUUUCGCCCAACGUAAUCUCAACUUCAAUGCAGCAAAGAACUAAAUAUAACCUGAAUGCAUUGUCUCAUGAUGCUGCCAUUGGACUCAUUCAGUAUGCAUUGGACAGUGGCGUUCAAGUGAAAGAGGUUUAUGUAGACACAGUGGGACCUGCAGAAAAGUAUGAGGCAAAGCUGAAGGAACGUUUCCCAGGGCUGGAGGUCACAGUCAGAUCCAAGGCUGAUUCCUUAUUCCCAAUAGUCAGUGCAGCCAGCAUCUGUGCUAAAGUUGCCAGAGAUCAUGCUGUUCAAUCGUGGAAAUUUGUUGAAGACCUAGGUGAUAUAAACCUGGAUUAUGGUUCAGGGUAUCCGAACGACCCUAAAACAAAAGACUGGCUGGAGAACCAGUUGGACCCUGUUUUUGGAUUUCCGCAGUUUGUGCGCUUUAGUUGGAGCACAGCCCAGGCAAUUCUGGAUACACGGGCAGUACCUGUCCACUGGGAUGACGACGAGGAUGGCAACAAAAAGGAAACAUCUUCAGUGCUAUCCUACUUUCAAAGAAAGACCGAAGGCCCUAAAGAUCAGCCACAUCGUUUCUUCACUGAAAGGAAACUUGUCUCUCUUGUGAACCUAUGAGAAUGUGAUCUCAUGGAUGUGGAAAAAACACGAAACAGAGUUUGGAAUUCAAAUGCUUAUGUUUGGGGGCGUGGGAGAUGAGGAAAACAAAAGCACAGAAUGAGCUUUUCCAAGAAACAAUUUGUUUGGAAACGUGGGUCGGCAAUGAGCAACCAUCUAGCCCAUGCAUGCCAGAAGCCACAGUAACCCUGAACUGAAUGUUUGUUUCAUGAGAAUAUUGAACCUGUAACUAUUCAUCAAGGACUUAUUCCUUAUCGAUAUCUAAAGUUUGGAUUGAGUAUUUACUUAGAUUUGCAUUGUUGGGUAUUUGAUUAAGACACAGAAGCUGUUUUUGAACUUCAUUAUUUUUGAGAAUGAUAUUUAUGAAACAACUCUUUUUGGUUCCUUCCAGAAGACUGACUUUGUUCAAUUCUGAUGAAAGGUCACUUGAGCUGAAAUAUUUCUGUCGACAGAUGCUGCCUGAUCUGUGGAGUUUUUUUCAAGGUUUUUUUUUUGUUUUUAUUUCAGAUUUCCACUAUCUGGACUAAUACUGCUUUUGAAUCAGAGAUAGUAGGAACUGCUUUUGUAUGAGUGGAGGUAGACUGAAGACUUUUCUCUUUGACUGGUAUCUCCUGUCACUUUAGAUAGGAAUAGGCUGGGAACAAAUUUUCACUUUGUUUCUUUGAACUCUCCCUCUCCCUCCCCCUCCCUUUUAUUCCUCUUUCUGAGGUGCUGCCUGGUGACUUCGGUUGAAUAACAUGCAGGGUCAGGAAAUCCCUCUGUAGGAAAUCAUAAACUUGUCCUUAAGCUCUCUGUUUCUUGUGCAGCACAUUGUAGUUCCAGAGCCAGUAGCUCAAUAUUUGUCUACAGAGCUUCAGCCUUGUGAAAAUUUACUGAUGGAUGCCUGUGAGAGUUUAGAAUUAUACCAAUAAAACAUUGUCUUUUGGAACCUCUGGGCUGUCUUAGAAAUACCUUUGUCUUUAACUCCCAUUAUCGUGGGCUUUUUUUAAAAUUGAGUACGAUGGCAAGCAGACUCCAUUUGAUUUUAGUUAAUUAGCUGCUAUCAUGUCACAGAAAUUAUAGGUUUAUCCUGGAGAAAUGGAAAUUUGCAAGUGAGAAUUUAUAAUCCAACCUGAGACAAAAUUUGAACCCUGAGAAGAUCUUUAUAACAAUCCUAUGACGUGGAGGAUAUCACUUAGCUAGUUACUCCAACGUGUGUUUUCUUUGAAUUCCAUAUCCUCCUGUUAAUUCAUUUCUGUAUUUAUGUAAAUAGAAGCAGGAUGUUUACUGUCUACCCCAGUCCAUGAUUGAUGGUUUAAGGUCCCCCUACAUCUGUAGGAAUGGUAAUUAAUGGUACAGUGCAGCAGCCUCAUAGAGAUUGAACCUGAAGGACAUGGUCAAGGUUAAAAAGGAAGUAAAACUGAGAUACUUCAGUACAUCACUGCUGCUUGAUUUAAGAGGCUAGAUUAAGCGUAGAGAUCCUGUAGAAUGGUUUGAUCCCACUGCCUUCUGCCUUGGAAGUGUGAUUUGUAUUAACUGUGGCUCAGUGAUACUGACAUUGCAGAUUGUGCAGCUGAGACAGUGAAUGCUGUUGCCACAGUUAACCUGAAUGUUGUAAUUGUGAUCUGGUUUGGUCUCUCAAAUCCCAGCCUCUACCAGCUCCAUUGAGGUGAUGGUGCUCCUCCAGUUCUGACUGUUGUACAUCACUUUUUUGUUUUUAUUGCUUCACUAGUGGUGCCCAUGACUUAAGCUGCUAGGGCCUUAAACUCUGAAAUUCCCUCCAUCACCCUCUCCAUCUCUCAGUCUUCCUUUUUAAGACUCUCCACAAAAAUGUAAUUCUUUCAGAGAUCUCAUGGUCUUCUGGCCUUCCAUCUCCUCCUAAAGCACCUUGAGACUUUCUAAUAAGUGCUAUAUAAAUGCAAAUUGUUUCAUUCUCCUGAGAGGUUGCUUUGCUCUGUGCUCCUGUAGGGAUGUAAAUUGACCACAUAAACAGGUUUAACACUGACAUUUAAUCAGUAUGUUUAAACAUGAUGCUUAUUCGGCAGCAGCAUAAAGCUGUCUGGAUUUUGCAGUCAGUAACUGCUGGUCUCAAAGAAAGCUACCUACAUAGAUCUAAUUCUCUAGAAUCUGUGACAUGCUUUUCCCUUUCCAGUGGUAAUUUAAAUCUGGUGCCAAGUAAAUGGAUAAGAUGAACAUGAGAACAUAAGAAAUACGAACAGUAGGAAACGAUUCAGCCACUUCGAACUUCUUGUGCCAUUCAGUUGAUUUGAAUGAUGGCCUUAACUCCCAAUUCUUGCCACCCACUUCCCCACAUAUCACUCUAGAGACCCCUGUCGAUUAAAUAAUUCAGCUUUGAUCAUAUUCAACAACCAAGCCUCCACCUUUCAUUAGAGAGAAGUCCAAAUGCUAAUGAUCCUCAGAGAAGAAAUUCUUUUUCAUCUUUUGCCUUAACUGAAAAACACUAUAUUUUUAACCUGUGCCGCAUCAUUUUAGAUUUCCCCACAAGGGAAAACAUCCUCUCGGCGUCUACCCUAUUAAGCCUCCUUAAAAUCUUGUAUGUUUCAGUCAGAUCGCAUUUCAUUCUUCUUUUAAAAUUUAACCUAUUUUUUUCAACCUGCCCAGAGAUGUUACUGCAUACUUCUGGAACAGGGGGUGACUUGAAACCAGGUUUCUCGGUCUAGGGGUAGGGAUUCUACCACUGGGCCAUAAGAGGGCUCCAGCUCUCAUUCUUCUAAAUUCCAAUGAAUAUAGAUCCAACUGCUCAACGUUUCCUUGUAAAAAAAACUUUCGUCCCCUAAAUUGCUCUUGUGAUCUUCUCUGAACAGCUUCCAAUCAAAAUGCACCCCUUCUCAAUGUAUUGAAUGGUACUAUGAUCAUCAGGCUCUCGCUUUAACCAAUAGUAACUCGCCCACAACCAACCUCUAAUAUUGAACAAGAUCAUUAACCAACAGUCAUGUUCUGGUAGGUGGUAGCAGUGAUCCCAACAAGCAAGGUGCCAAUUGCAAAGUACUGCUCACAUAAGGUAAACCAGGACAUUACAAACACUUAAUAGCCUUUAUUUUUAAUUAAGAUGCCCACUUUUGCAAAAUAAUAGGUUUUUUUGUUAUGCAGACGUUUGGCAAUCAACAAAUACAACAUUAGGUUUUUUUUUUGGGUCAGAAAGGGCAUUUAUCAAUUAUUAUAAAUCAAAAUAAUUUAAUCACCUGGUUGCAGCUCAUUCAACAAAGUGCAUGGUUUUCUAAGGAUUUUAAACAGUGAAACAAAUGGCAUUGAAGGGGGUGUUUGCAGUGUAGAUAUCAGUCUAUGCGAAUCUCUACAAUGCAGCCAACAGAGUAGCAUAGAUUCACUUGACACCAACUGCUGCAUUUUCAUGUUGCUCUGCAAAUUAAUGUAUCCCUUCCAUGUUAGCAGUUUUCAUGGAGUAACAACAAGCGACAGUGACAAUGUUGGUGGAAUGAACACAGCAAACUCCAGGCUCUUUAAUGAAUUAUGCACCUUUCAGACUUUAGUUUCCAAAAACUUGAGCAUGAAAGAAAAUUGCGCAAAGAGUCAGCAAUUUAAUAUGUAUUCUGUGAAAAUUACCUCAAGUAUACUUAAAUGAAGAUUUGGAGCUGAAAAUAAAAAUGAUGAAGCUCACAUCUGCUCCUUCAAUGAGUGCGCAGAGGGAAUAUCAGAUCCAACAAGCUUUGUAAAUGUAAAAUUAAUUUUUUACAGAUUCUGGAAUGCAAUGUUUUUUAACCUGGAGUCUCCUUUUUAAUUGUUUUAAAAAUCCAAUCAAAUAAAAAUGGAUUUGUAAUCAG